Molecule: messenger RNA, 4044 nt
Organism: Triticum dicoccoides
Lineage: Eukaryota; Viridiplantae; Streptophyta; Magnoliopsida; Poales; Poaceae
Exons: 4
Coding region: 130-3888 (1252 amino acids)
Biological process (GO): defense response to other organism
Molecular function (GO): ADP binding
Source: RefSeq, a predicted model, not a curated record
UCCACUCCCAUCACCACCACUGACCACUGCUGCACCGCCAUUGCCGGACUUGGAGUGUUCUUCCGGUCCUCGUCGGUGAGCGAGAAAGAAAGAAAGAAAGAAAGAAAGAAAGAAGAUCCACGGCGUAACAUGAGGCCUGAUGUUCCUUGGAUAGCCGGCUUGGUCUCGCUCAUAGUUAGCUGGUUCGUCAACCCCAUCUUAGCCUAUUAUGUUCCCAAGAUCCUUUCCGCAAUCGGCUUGGGCGCGUCCAAGAGGCUCUCAGAUCUGGAGACCCACAUCAUCCCGGAGCUGAAGAAGACGCUGCGUGGCGUAGAUCAAGCAAGGAUGAUGGAGAGAGAAAGUAAAGAGAAAGACGAUCUGGCCACGCUGAACAAGAUGGCCGCCAGGUUGAGGCACGCCCUUGAGGAUGCGGAAGACAUCUCCGAUGAUCAGCAGGAGAUCGAGUCGUACCGCAACACGUUUCCGCAGUGCCUCUGGAGCGGAUUGAACAUCGGCUGGGGGUGGAUUGCACCCAUCAUCUGGAGCGGACAGGCUUGGCUAUGGCGGUGGGUGCGGAAGAUAUCCUUCCGUCUCUCGGAGGUGACUGCCAGUGCGGCGGCCACCUGUGUUGUGGUUACGCAAAUCGUUCGGAGUGGAUUUGAUAGCCUAUUGCAGUGGGCGCAGAUGAUAUCCAGCGCCGUGGCCACCUGUGUUGCUGGCUUCAACAUAAGCUGCACUUGGAUUGCAGACAUCGUCCAGAGUGCAAGGACCCGCCUAUCGAUGUUGGCCUUGCGUGGGUCAAACCAUAUACUUCCAGAGUACAGACGGCCCGUUACAGGGACCAGUGUUGCUGCCUCAGAUGAAACGGCGCUCCCGGAGAUAUAUUCAGAACGUGUGGUGGACUCAGAUGGAACCUCACGCGAACCAGUACCAGAGAUUUGCUCAGAGGGCACCGUCUCAGAUGAACCAAGUACUUCUGCUCUCUUGCAUGGGCCAGACGACAGACUUCAUGUGACCGACAAUAAUGUUACCCACUCUCACCGGCACGUUCCAGGGACCAAUGUUUCUGCCUCAGAUGAAACAAUCCCAGCAGAGAUACAUCCAGAGGCUGAACCUCUGACUACAAGUGAACUUGCUCCAGACGAACCAGCUUUGUUGGAUACCAAUGAUGCCGAAACAAUCCCAGCAGACAUACAUCCAGAGGCUGAACCUCUGACUACAAGUGAACUUGCUCCAGACGAACCAGCUUUGUUGGAUACAGUCCCAGAGAAUAGCAUUACUCGUUUCAGCAUGUGGAUUGCUUCCUUGGGGCCAUGGCUCUCUCGUUGCCGCACCUCCAUACACAAUGCAUCGGAGAAGGCGACUACUUUCCGAGACAAAACCUGCGAGGGUUUUGCCUUCACAGGUCACAAGGAGGAUGCCAGUGCGUUAGAUUCUGUUCUUACUGUUAUCUCAAUAUGGAAACUGAAGAGAAAAAUAGAGAAGAUAGAAAGCACGGUCGAUGAUGUGAAGAAGUCACCACUCUAUGUUGUAGCAAAGGAGAGCGAACUGGAAGAUAUUGCCAACAAGAAUAGGCCCAACAUUACAACUGCUAGCAAUCAGAUGGUAUUUGGCCGAAAGAGCUUGCUUGAUGUGGUCGUACAAAAGCUUAUCAACCAACCAACCAGCUCAGGUAAAUGUUACUCGGCGUUUGGGAUUCAUGGUGUUUCAGGUUCUGGGAAGACUACCUUUGCACGAUAUACUGGAGAUUACAUAAAGACCCAAAAAAAGUUCGACAUCAUCAUGUGCGUCCAUCUAUCCAAGACUUCCAGUGUGGAUGGUAUAUUUCAGAAAAUGCUGGAGGAUAUUGCCGGAGAACAGCACACCAAUAUUUCUGAUGGUGAGAAGCAGAAAGAGAAGUCGGAUGAAUCAUUGCAAGGUAAGAACGUGAAAGAUAAGUUGGAAAAUUCAUUGCGUGGCAAACAGUUCUUCUUGAUAUUGGAUGAUCUCUGGGCAGAGGAAAGGACCAACAAACAGCUGAACGAGCUACUCUCUCCACUGAAUGUUGGGCAGCAAGGAAGCAAAAUCCUGGUGACUGCUCGAACAGACAAGGCAGUUAAAGUUCUAUGUGACGAUAACAUUACUGAAAUACCUGAUAUGCAUGAGGAGCUGUUCUAUGAGAUGUUUAUGCACCAUGCACUGAAUCCUGAAGGAGAACAUGAACACGACGAAGAACGUGAAAAACUUGGGAGGUUGAUUGCAAAAAAGCUACCGAAAUCACCUAUUGCAGCAGUAAUAGUGGCAGGGCAGCUUCGGGUGGACUAUCGUAUUGAAUUUUGGAGGAGGACUGCAGAGAGCAGAAAGUUUGUUAACACCUGGGAUGCACUUUGGUGGAGCUAUCAGAACCUUCCUCUGGACAUCAGGAGGUGCCUAGAAUAUUGCAAUAUUUUCCCCCGAAGAACCAACUUGAAAACAGAGGACUUAGUGCGCUUGUGGAUAGCGCAAGGGUUUGUAAAGCCCAGUGCAUCAGAGGACAUGGAAGAUAUAGCUGAGGGCUAUGUUCAAAAGUUAGCUUCAUGCUCGUUUCUGAAACCAACUAUGGGGCGUGAUGAUUGCUUUACAAUUCAUGAUCUGCUGCAUGAUUUGUUGGACGAGGUCGUCGGAAGCGACUGCUUCCAAAUCGAGAAUGAAAGGAGCCAGGAAGAAGAAGGUCCUUGGAGAAUCGAGAAAGAUGAAGGUCCUUCAAGAAUCGAGAAAGAAGAAGGCUGGAGCAGAGAUGUCCGCCAUCUUUUUGUUCAGAAUUAUGAUGCGGAAUUGAUUACUAAGAUGGUUCUUGGGUUGAAAAACCUACGCACUCUCAUCAUUUACAUCGUUAGAAGUGAUACACCAGUUGAGGAAAUGGUAAUUGAGAGUAUAUGCAAGAGACUGCUGAAAUUGAGGGUACUGAUCAUUCAUUUCUCUAAUACAAUCUUUGAGGACCACGACAGAAUUUUCAGAUUCCCCAAAUCUGUUGGUCAGUUAAAGCACCUACGCUAUCUUGGUUUCAGGUCUUCCGCAUGGGCGGUAAUUUUACCAAGCACCCUAAAUAAACUUCACCAUAUCCAGGAGUUAGAUUUUGGCUGCCUGUCAAUUGUGAAUCCUAAGUUUACUGGCUGCCUUAUCAACUUGCUGCACAUAAUCUGCCAAUUCUGUUAUUUCCCUCACAUAGGGAGGAUGAUAUCACUCAAAACGCUACCAUGCUUCAUAAUAAAGGAUGAAGAAGGGUAUGAGGUAAAACAGCUGAGAAAACUAAACAAGCUUCGCGGCAGACUGAUUAUUUAUGGGCUUCAAAAUGUAAAAAGCAAGGAGGAAGCAGGUCAAGCCAAUCUAGCUGUCAAGGGACAACUCACUGAACUUUAUUUGGUAUGGGCUCAUGGUGGUGGCACAAGGUGCAAUCCAAAAGAUGAAGCAGAGGUACUUGAGGGUUUAUGCCCUCCUGUGGGGCUUCAAUCACUGACCAUCUGUUGCUACGAAGGUUCGAGGUACCCAGAUUGGAUGGUGGGUCAGCAUAAUGGUAACCCAAAGGACCUGCAGCAACUUCAUUUCUGGAGAUGUAACCAAACGGCACCUUGUCUUGAAGUUGAGACUUUCCGUCAUCUUCAUGAGCUCUGGCUUAUAUACUGCAGUUGGGAUGCCUUACCAGACAAUAUGGAGCACCUCACAUCGCUCAAGUUGCUAAAGAUUGUUGAAUGCUUGAAUAUCCGAUCCCUUCCAACACUGCCCCAGUCUCUUGAGGUAUUUGAACUUGAUGGCUGCAAUGAUGAGUUAACUGCAGAACAUGCAAUCUGGAAAAAGAAUAAGCGCAUGUCCAAAACCUCAAGUGAUAAAACCAAUGACUGGGACUCAGCUUCAUAUGUGAGAUUUAUGAUGACCAGGCUCUUUCUACCUUGAUGUUUGUUUGUGCAGUUUGAUUUUCCCACAUUUAUGGCCAUUCUGCUGUUUAAUUUGAUUAUUAGCAGUUGUGAGGGAAUUCAGAAAAAUUACUCCAUACUAUUUCUUGUCUGUAAUAAUGCUGGCAGUGCCGUUGCUAUUUAGUCAGUAAUUUAU